Staurois parvus is the source of this 3072-nucleotide messenger RNA. The record is from the annotation of a GenBank genome assembly. NCBI's taxonomy places the organism in Eukaryota, Metazoa, Chordata, Amphibia, Anura, Ranidae.
ACUCCUCUGUAUGUCCAGCAGGGGGCUCUGGAGAUCAGUACGGCCUCUGAGGCCUGGGCUUCGGACCUCAUAGGGAGUGAGGGGCGGAGGAGGCCAGUGUACAGCUCAGAUCCCUGGCUCACCGACACUGGUCUCACCGGACACCGAGGAGGACAGGAACCGGGCCGCUACUCCUUCCUCUCCGGGCCUCGGCUGUUCAGGAUGUGGCUGAACCCGGAGGAGGUGCUGCUGGCCAAUGCACUAUGGGUGACCGAGAGAGCGAACCCGUUCUUCAUCCUGCAGAGGCGACGGGGACACGGCAAAGGCGGAGGGCUGACAGGCCUGCUGGUGGGGACACUGGAUGUCGUACUGGACUCAAGUGCACGUGUGGCACCGUACCGGAUCUUGCACCAAACCCAGGAAUCUCAGAUCUAUUGGACUGUGGCUUGUGGGUCAUCACGUAAAGAGAUCACUGAACACUGGGAAUGGUUGGAAAAUAAUCUGCUUCAGACUCUAUCCAUCUUUGAAAAUGAAGAUGACAUAACAACCUUUGUCAAAGGGAAAAUUCACGGCAUCAUAGCUGAAGAGAACAAGAGCCUGCUCCCCAAAGAUGAAGAAGACCCAGGCAAGUUUAAAGAGGCGGAGCUAAAAAUGCGGAAACAGUUUGGUAUGCCGGAGGUGGAAAAACUGGUGAAUUAUUACUCCUGCAGUUACUGGAAGGGACGCGUCCCCAGGCAAGGCUGGCUGUAUCUAACUGUCAAUCAUCUCUGCUUUUACUCAUUUUUACUAGGGAAAGAAGUAACUUUGGUUAUCCAGUGGCUUGAUGUGACUCAGCUUGAGAAGAAUGCAACUCUGCUUUUCCCAGAAUGCAUCAAAGUCAGCACACGCGACAAUGAGUACUUUUUCUCUAUGUUCCUUAACAUCAGUGAAACCUUCAAGUUGAUGGAACAGCUAGCUAACAUUGCCAUGAGACAACUGUUAGACAAUGAAGGCUUCCUGGAAGACCGGAAUCUGCCUAAACCUACACGACCACUCAAGAACAUCUCUGCUCUGAAAAGAGAUUUAGACGCCAGAGCAAAGAAUGAACAAUACCGAUCCACUUUCCGACUGCCAAGGGAUGAGAGGCUGGAUGGACACACAGACUGCACUUUGUGGACACCCUUUGCCAAGAUGCACAUCCCUGGUCAAAUGUUUGUGUCCAAUAACUACAUAUGUUUUGCUAGCAAGGAGGAGGAAGCUUGCCAUCUAAUAAUACCACUCCGUGAGGUUACAAUUGUGGAGAAAGCCGACAGCUCCAGCGUGCUGCCAAGUCCUCUGUCCAUCAGCACCAAAGGGAAGAUGACGUUCCUGUUCGCCAAUCUGAAAGACAGAAAUUUUCUGGUGCAGCGCAUCUCUGAUUUCUUGCAGAAGACAUCCCUGCAGAGAGCUGGAGGGGACGAUAGUGGGGAGCAGAGGACUGUUGUAAGGAAAGAAAGCAGGGGAAAUAAUACAUAUGAGGUGAACAGCUUUCUGCUUCUUCCUACCCUCAAAAAAAAUCUUGGAAGAACAUUUUUAAAUGAAGAUGCCCCCACUGCGUCUCAUGGACUUCUCCAGCUGUACUUGAAGAAACCAGAAGAAGACAUGGGGCCAAAAUGGACAAAAGAAAAAAUGAAGGAGGAAUCUUGGAACAUUCACUUCUUUGAGUACGGCCGAGGGAUGUGUAUGUAUCGAACAUCCAAGACUCGAGACCUAGUUUUAAACGGCAUUCCAGAGAACCUGCGAGGAGAACUUUGGCUCUUAUUUUCAGGAGCAUCAAAUGAGAUGGCAACUCAUCCUGGUUACUAUGCUGAUCUAGUGGAGAGGUCCACAGGACAAUGCAAUCUUGCAACAGAUGAGAUUGAGCGUGACCUCCACCGCUCCAUGCCUGAACACCCUGCAUUCCAGAAUGAGCUGGGCAUAGCAGCUCUUCGCCGUGUGCUCACAGCGUACGCUUUCCGCAACCCCAACAUUGGAUACUGCCAGGCCAUGAAUAUAGUGACCUCAGUUCUGCUGCUGUACUGUAAUGAGGAAGAAGCAUUCUGGUUGUUGGUGUCACUGUGUGAGCGAAUGCUGCCAGAUUAUUACAAUACACGGGUUGUUGGGGCCUUGGUGGACCAAGGUGUGUUUGAAGAGCUGACGCGUGAGUGCCUACCUCAACUGUCAGAGAAGAUGCAAGAGCUGGGAGUUAUCUCCACCAUUUCUCUCUCCUGGUUCCUCACCCUGUUCCUCAGUGUCAUGCCAUUUGAGAGCGCUGUAGUGGUAGUUGACUGUUUUUUCUACGAAGGCAUCAAACUGAUUCUGCAGCUGUCAUUGGCUGUACUAGAGGCAAACAUGGAUGCUCUGUUAAACUCCAGUGAUGAAGGGGAAGCCAUGACUAUACUUGGAAGGUAUCUUGACAAUGUGCUGAACAAGCAAAGUGUGUCACCUCCAAUCCCCCACUUGCAUGCUUUACUACUUACCGUUGGUGAUGAACCACCAGUUGAAGUUGACAUUUUUGAUCUCAUCAAAGCAUCCUAUGAGAAGUUCAGCAGUUUAAGAGCUGAUGACAUUGAGCAAAUGCGAUUUAAGCAGAGAUUGAAGGUCAUACAAUCUUUGGAGGAUUCUGCAAAAAGAAGUGUGGUGAGAGCCAUUUCUACCGACCUGGGCUUUUCCAUGGAAGAGCUGGAAGAUUUAUAUGUCCACUUCAAGGCUCAGCAUUUAAUGAGUUGCUACUGGGGUGGGAACCGUGCAUCCAGUAAUCGCCAUGACCCCAGCUUGCCUUACCUGGAGCAGUACCGAAUUGACCUGGACCAGUUUCAGGAGUUAUUUGCUCAACUCACUCCAUGGUCCUUUGGAACUCACACCACCAUACUGGCAACAAGGAUUUUCCGCUUGUUAGACAGCAACAAGGACUCACUAAUAAACUUUAAAGAAUUUGUUACUGGACUAGGUGGAAUGUACCAUGGUGAUAUGACAGAUAAGCUGAAAUUUCUAUAUAAAUUACAUCUACCCCCUGCUCUCAGCUCAGAAGAAACAGAAUCCGCUCUAGAAGCCACUAACUAUUUCACAGAGGAUGUAGCUCCCGAAAGUAAGUAG